AGCAGACGAACGCACCGCCGAUCUAUACCCACCGAGUCUUCGACGUCGCGAGCAACGAAGCAGAGAUGGCGAGCGCGGCGGCAGCAGCGGUGCCGUUCUGGAGGGCCGCGGGGAUGACCUACAUAACCUACUCCAACAUCUGCGCCUCCCUCGUGCGGUCCUGCCUCAAGGAGCCCUACAAGUCCGAGACCUCUGGCCGGGAGAAGGUCCACUUCAACGUCACCAAGUGGGCCAACGGCAAGCCCGAGAAGCCCGCGGAGCAUUCAUAUGCACUUCUGCCUUGGCUGAUUGCUGGCCCAGUGAAUAAAGCUUCUAUGUUGCUACAAAUGCAAACUAAUGCCUACCUUGCUGGGAUGAUGGAGGUGACCGGAUCCGUUCGUCUGAACCGAGAUCCGCACCGUUGAUCAGAAGCUGCACGCAUUUGAAGAAACAGGAACGGCUCAUCGACGGUCCUGUACACCUCGAGAAACCCGGAUUCGUUCUCAAACAAACAUGAUUAUGUAUUUAUGUGGGUAAGAAUAACAUACGAUAUAUAGGGAUAUUAAGCAACAACUUGAAUUCCUUGUCUCACAUAUAAAUAGGAAAAAGCCAAGAAAUAACAAGAGCCAAUGAAGCUGAAGUCAUCAAAAUAUCCUGCACCGAUUCCUACUCCGCUCUCAAAUCAAUCAUUUUAAACUGCUCUAUAAUAUCCCCUCUCUCUCUCUCCCCCGUAACCGCCUCUCGCCCCUUGCACGGUGAGCGAGCGCGAGUGGUGGGGAUAGGGAUUGGUCGAGAGAUCUCGAGGGGGAAGGAAGGAUGCUGCUGUCCAUGGAGUCUGUCGUCGCCCGCCCUUCUUCCGCCCUCCGCCUGAAGCCCCCUCUUCCCCUCCGCCACCUCCGCGGCCUCGGCUUCGGUGCAGGCCCCCUCGUCGUUCGAGGGCGGUGGCGGUCCCUCGAUUUGAGCGUCGCCGUGGCGCGGAACGGAGCCUUGUCGACCAAUUCUGCGCCGCAAAGCAAUGGUGUGUACACAGUGGGUGAUUUUAUGACCAAAAAGGAAGAUCUGUGUGUUGUGAAGCCUAGCACUUCGGUUGAUGAAGCACUGGAGUUAUUAGUUGAGAAUAGAAUUACUGGCUUUCCUGUCAUUGAUGACAACUGGAACUUGGUUGGUGUUGUUUCGGACUAUGAUUUGUUAGCUCUGGACUCUGUUUCAGGUAGUGGACGGGUUGAAACAAGCAUGUUUCCUGAGGUUGAUAGUACAUGGAAAACAUUUAAUGAAGUCCAGAAGCUGUUAGGUAAAACUAACGGUAAAGUUAUUGGCGACGUGAUGACUUCUGCCCCUCUUGUGGUUCGUGAAACUACCAACCUCGAAGACGCUGCAAGGAUAUUACUUGCAACAAAAUAUCGCAGACUUCCAGUUGUUGACAGCGCUGGUAGAUUGGUAUUCCAUGUUGAAGGUUGGGAUCAUCACAAGGGGAAAUGUAGUCAGAGCAGCACUCAAAAUAAAGCAUGCAAAUGAAAGAAAUUCCCAAGUCUAGGAUGAAAUCACAAAGUUUGCAGUUACUUUUAACAAGAUCAUGAUGCAGCUGAUCGCUUCAUUGCACUUACUAUCUCGACAUUUUAGGGAAGGUAUGCAAUAUGGUAGUCAUUGAAUAUGCUCUUUGAUGUAUGAAUAGACUACAGCCAUAAUAAUUUGAUAAUGAAGUCUCAGCUAUUUACCACA
Messenger RNA from Musa acuminata AAA Group (dessert banana), 1698 nucleotides. Its product is annotated as CBS domain-containing protein CBSX1, chloroplastic-like. The record is from RefSeq and is a predicted model, not a curated record. The transcript is spliced from 10 exons. NCBI's taxonomy places the organism in Eukaryota, Viridiplantae, Streptophyta, Magnoliopsida, Zingiberales, Musaceae. Bases 796 to 1494 code for a protein of 232 amino acids.